ACAAAAUAUCCCAGAGAAAACAUAGUUGAAUCUUGCAGCUGGAUUGUCUGGGCUGCAGGUGCAAGGGCAACACGUGCCUUUCCUGCUGUAGCCAAGUGCAUCUUAGUGUAAUCUCCUUUGCUUUAAUAAAUCUAGCUUAAGGCAUCAUUGUAGGGCUGGAGAUAUCAGAAAGCAAACAGAAAUCCUGGGAGAAGAGACCAAAGCCUAUCAACAGAAAAGAUGCUAGUUUCACCGAUGGCUGAGAGAAACAAGGAAACCAUCCUCGAGGUGCUGGCUGACUAUGUGGAUGAUACAAGCUCAGCUUUUGGGCUUGAACUGGGAUCUGGCACAGGGCAGCAUGUGGUGCACUUUGCUCAGGCCUUGCCCACGGUCAUCUGGCAACCCUCAGAGAUCAGCCCAGCUUCUCAACAGAGCAUCUCUGCUUACAUCCAAGCCACCAAGGUGACCAAUGUCCGAGAACCCCUUGCCAUAGAUGUAACACAGCCAUGGGACCAGUGGGCUGGCUUGAGUCAAGGCUGUUGUGACUUCAUCAUUAUUAUUAACCUGCUGCACAUGACUGAUCAAGGCCUGGAGGGAAUGUUUAAAGGCAUAGGACAACUGCUGAAACCUGGAGGUAUUUGCUUGGCCUACGGGCCUUUCGCCGUUAAUGGGAUCAUCCUCCCAGAGUGCAAUGUGAAACUGGAUAACAUGCUCCAGGCCAGAAAUCCUGAGUGGGGACUGAGAGAUGUGGAGGAGCUUCGUCAACUGGCAAACACUAAUGCACUCCGGCUCGAGCGCAUGCUGGAGAUGCCUGAAUACACCAAAUGUUUGAUCUUUCGGCGGAGGGAGUUAUGAUCUCUGGCUACGGAAAAGUCAAAGGAGGACUGCCCUAUUUAUAUGGAUGGGUGCGGAAAUUAAAUUAAGAAAAAGAAA
Messenger RNA from Podarcis raffonei (Aeolian wall lizard), 912 nucleotides. Its product is annotated as methyltransferase-like 26 B. NCBI's taxonomy places the organism in Eukaryota, Metazoa, Chordata, Lepidosauria, Squamata, Lacertidae. The record is from RefSeq and is a predicted model, not a curated record. The transcript is spliced from 6 exons. The coding region runs from base 220 to 834 and encodes 204 amino acids.